Messenger RNA from Peromyscus californicus insignis, 11180 nucleotides. RefSeq names its product BCL6 corepressor like 1 (gene Bcorl1). Gene Ontology annotation, cellular component: nucleus. Gene Ontology annotation, biological process: negative regulation of transcription by RNA polymerase II. The coding region runs from base 333 to 5825 and encodes 1830 amino acids. The transcript is spliced from 15 exons. NCBI's taxonomy places the organism in Eukaryota, Metazoa, Chordata, Mammalia, Rodentia, Cricetidae. The record is from RefSeq and is a predicted model, not a curated record. Gene Ontology annotation, molecular function: protein binding; transcription corepressor activity.
CUCUAAGCUCACUUCCACUACCAACCUCUUUACUACGAACCAUUUCUAUAGGGACUCGAACGUGGAGGGUGGGAUACGGGAGCGUUAAUGUGCUUCUCUGUCUUUCUACAGGGUCGGCGUGGCGAAGGACAGCUAGUGUCAGAGGAAAAGUAGACACCAGUUCAACUCGGCUCGCCCCCACUAUUACUUCGGGAGAAGAUGCACUGAAUACUUGGAUCUAUGAGACGAUUGAAUAUAUUUUCUCAUGAAGAGUCUUUGCUCAGUUGAACUUGGUUCUACCAUGCCCAGGGGGAGUGGCCACAACAGAUCCUAUCUGGCAGUGAGUGGCUGUCAUGAUCUCUACAGCACCGCUCUACAGCGGCGUGCACAACUGGACCAGUUCUGACCGGAUUCGCAUGUGUGGCAUCAACGAGGAGAGAAGAGCACCUCUUUCUGAUGAGGAGUCCACGACAGGUGACUGCCAGCACUUUGGAUCUCAGGAGUUUUGUGUCAGCAGCAGUUUUUCCAAGGUGGAGCUCACAGCAGUUGGAAGUGGCAGCAAUGCCCGGGGGGCAAACCCAGAUGGCAGUACAACAGAAAAACUUGGGCACAGGUCAGAAGAUCAGCCUGAUGAUCCCCAGCCAAAAAUGGACUAUGCUGGGAAUGCAGGAGAGGCUGAGGGCCUCCUGGUGCCACUGAACAGCCCAGGAGACGGGCUUAAGCUGCCCACUCCUGAUAGUACUGAGGCCAGCCAUAGCAGGGCCAAUUGCUCUUGGACUCCCCUAAGCACCCAAAUGAGCAAACAGGUUGACUGCUCGCCAGCCGGGGUAAAGGCUUUGGACUCUCGGCACAGUGUUGGGGAGAAGAACACUUUCAUUUUGGCAACUCUGGGAACUGGAGUCCCUGUGGAGGGAACCCUGCCUCUAGUUACCACUAACUUCAGUCAGCUGCCGGCACCUGUCUGCCCUCCUGCCCCUGGGUCGACCUCUGUGACCCCGUCGGUUCCCGAUCCAUUCCAGGUUCCCCUUUCUGUCCCGGCCCCAGUGCCCCACUCAGGACUAGUUCCAGUCCAAGUUGCCACAUCAGCUUCAGCUCCUUCGCCUCCCCUAGCACCAGUGCCCGCUCUAGCUCCAGCACCGCCCUCGGUGCCUGCUCUCAUCUCUGAUUCCAACCCUCUCUCGGUGUCAGCCUCUGUCUUGGUGCCUGUACCAGCGUCUGCUCCCCACUCGGUCCCAGUGCCACUGUCGGCUCCUGCUCCUACUCCUCUCACAGUCUCUGUUUCUGCACCUCCCUUGGCCCUGAUCCAGGCUCCUGUGCCUCCUUCAGCUCCCACUUUGGUCCUUGCUUCUGUCCCAACUCCGGUCCUAGCUCCCAUGCCAGCGUCCACGCCUCCAGCAGCUCCUGCCCCUCCAUCUGUGCCGAUGCCCACUCCAACCCCAUCCUCUGGCCCGCCGUCUACCCCCACCCUUAUCCCUGCUUUUGCUCCUGCACCGGUGCCUGCACCCACCCCGGCCCCAAUCUUUACUCCAGCCCCCACGCCCAUGCCGGCUGCCACACCAGCUGCCAUCCCCACCUCAGCACCCAUUCCAGCCUCCUUCAGUUUGAGUCGAGUGUGCUUUCCUGCAGCUCAGGCACCAGCUAUGCAAAAAGUCCCCCUGUCUUUUCAGCCAGGGACAGUGCUGACCCCUAACCAGCCGCUGGUAUACAUCCCACCUCCGAGUUGUGGGCAGCCACUCAGUGUGGCUACACUGCCAACCACUCUGGGAGUCUCUUCCACACUCACGCUCCCAGUCCUGCCAUCUUACCUACAGGAUAGGUGUCUCCCAGGUGUGUUGGCCUCCCCAGAGCUCCGCUCUUACCCAUAUGCAUUUUCCGUGGCCCGGCCUUUGGCUUCAGAUUCGAAGUUGGUCUCUUUAGAGGUGAACAGGCUCUCUUGUACUUCCCCAUCCAGCAGCACUAACACCCAGCCUCCUCCUGAUGGGAUCCCUGGACCUUUGGCAGAUACUUCCCUCACCACUGCUUCUGCCAAGGUGCUUCCAACUUCACAGCCUUUGCUGCCAGCCCCCAGUGGGAGCUCAGUCCCACCACACCCCUCCAAGAUGCCAGGUAGCACCGAGCAGCAAACAGAAGGGACUUCCGUUACCUUCUCUCCUCUCAAGUCACCUCCCCAGCUCGAGAGAGAGAUGGCCUCUCCACCCGAGUGCAGCGAGAUGCCUCUUGACCUCUCUUCCAAGUCCAACCGCCAGAAGCUUCCAUUGCCGAACCAGCGUAAAACACCUCCCAUGCCUGUGUUGACCCCUGUGCACACGAGCAGCAAGGCCCUCCUGUCCACAGUCCUGUCUAGGUCUCAGCGCACAACUCAGGCUGCCGGCAGCAACGUCACUUCCUGCCUGGGCUCCACUUCUUCGCCUUUCGUUAUCUUCCCUGAGAUGGUGAGGAAUGGAGACCCAAGCACCUGGGUAAAAAACUCCACCGCUCUGAUCAGCACCAUCCCUGGCACAUAUGUGGGAGUGGCCAACCCAGUGCCUGCAUCCCUGCUGUUGAACAAGGACCCUAACCUGGGCCUUAACCGAGAUCCUCGCCAUCUCCCCAAGCAGGAGCCUAUCUCCAUCAUUGAUCAAGGAGAGCCUAAGAGCACUGGUGCCACUUGUGGCAAGAAAGGCAGCCAGGCUGGUGCCGAGGGACAGCAAAGCACAGUCAAAUCCCGUUAUACCCCAGCCCGCAUUGCCCCUGGGCUGCCAGGGUGCCAAACCAAGGAACUGUCUUUAUGGAAACCUACAGGGCUGACAAAUAUGUACCCACGGUGUUCCAUCAAUGGGAAAGCCACUAGCACCCAGGUCCUGCCUGUUGGCUGGUCACCAUACCACCAAGCAUCUCUGCUUUCUAUUGGCAUUUCCAGUGCCGGGCAACUAACCCCCAGUCAGGGGGUGCCUAUCAGGCCCACCAGCAUUGUUUCUGAGUUUUCUGGUGUGUCAUCUCUUGGCUCCAAUGAAGCUGUUCAUGGACUUCCUGAGGGGCAGCCACGGCCUGGGGGCCCCUUUGCUCCAGAACAGGAUGCUGUCACAAAGAACAAAACUUGCCGAAUUGCUGCCAAGCCUUAUGAAGAACAAGUCAAUCCUGUCCUCUUGACUCUCAGCCCUCAGACAGGGACCCUGGCGCUGUCUGUUCAGCCUAGCAGUGGGGACAUUGGAGUGAAUCAAGGACCUGAAGAAUCUGAGAGCCACCUCUGCUCUGAUAGUACUCCUAAGAUGGAAGGCCCCCAGGCAGCCUGUGGCCUAAAGCUGGCAGGAGACACAAAGCCUAAAAACCAAGUGCUGGCUGCCUAUAUGUCCCAUGAGCUGGUCUUGGCCACCCCCCAGAACUUGUGCAAGAUGCCUGAGCUGCCUUUGCUACCUCAUGACAGCCACUCUAAGGAACUCAUUUUAGAUGUGGUUCCAAGCAGCAAGAGGGGCCCCAGCACAGACCUUUCGCAGCUUGGAAGUCAGGUGGAUCUGGGGCGGGUGAAAAUGGAAAAAGUGGACGGUGAUGUGGUCUUCAAUUUAUCCAACUGCUUCCGGGCUGAUGGUCUCCCGGCAGUUCCCCAGAAGGGCCUGGCUGAAGCUCGCGCGAAAGCUGGGCAAGCUCGAGUGAAACGGGAAAGCGUUGGGGUCUUUACUUGCAAGAACAGUUGGCAACCAGAUGAAGAGACAGAAUCUCUGCCACCCAAAAAGUUGAAGUGUAACAAAGACAAGGAAAUUGAGGAAGAACCACAGCAGCAGCAACAGCAUCAGCAGCAACAACAGCAACAGCAGCUACAGCAGCUGCAGCAGCCGCUGCAACAGCCACAGCACCAGCAGCAGCAGCAGCAGCAGCCACUGCUGCCGCCGCCUCCGCUGCUGCCACAGCCACAUGAUAAACCUAUGGUCCGGAAUUCCCUGGGAUCCAAGUGCCGGAAGCUGCCUGGAGAACCCCAGGAACCCACCAAGAAAAGCCCUAGAGUGGCUUCAGAUUCAGGAAAAGAGCACAAUGGAGUCAGGGGAAAGCACAAGCUUCGGAAGCCAGCAAAGCCAGAGUCCCAGCCUCCAGGAAAACGAGCUGAUGGCCAUGAGGAAGGUUCCUUGGAAAAGAAAGCGAAGAGCAGUUUCCGUGACUUCAUCCCUGUGGUUCUGAGCACUCGGACACGCAGUCAGUCUGGAAGCAUCUGCAGCUCUUUUGCUGGUAUGGCAGACAGUGACAUGGGAAGCCAGGAGGUCUUCCCUACAGAGGAGGAGGAGGAGGUGGCUCCCACCCCAACUAAGAGGAGAAAGGUGAGAAAGACCCAAAGGGACACCCAGUACCGCAGCCAUCAUGCCCAGGACAAGACCCUGCUGAGCCAAGGCCGCAGACAUCUGUGGCGAGCCCGAGAGAUGCCCUGGAGGACAGAGGCUGCCCGGCAAAUGUGGGACACCAAUGAAGAGGAGGAAGAAGAAGAAGAAGAGGAGGAGGAGGAGGGCCUGGUGAAGAGAAAGAAACGGAGACGACAGAAGAGCCGAAAAUACCAGACUGGGGAGUACUUGACAGAACAAGAAGAAGAGCAGCGGCGGAAAGGGAGAGCAGAUUCAAAGGCCCGUAAGCAGAAGACUUCCUCCCAAAAUUCAGAGCACUGCCUCAGGAACAGGAACCUUCUCCUGUCCAGCAAAGCCCAGGGGAUCUCGGACUCACCAAACGGUUUCCUCCCAAAUAACCUGGAGGAGCCAGCCUGCCUUGAAAAUUCAGAAAAGCCAUCAGGAAAACGAAAGUGCAAGACCAAGCACAUGGCAAACGUCUCAGAAGAGGCAAGGAGCAAAGGUCGUUGGAGCCAGCAGAAGACACGCUCUUCUAAAUCUCCUACUCCAGUGAAGCCCACAGAACCAUGUACACCCUCCAAGUACCGAAGUGCUGGCCCAGAAGAGGCCUCAGAGUCACCCACUGCCCGACAGAUCCCCCCAGAGGCACGGAGACUCAUCGUGAACAAAAACGCUGGUGAGACCCUCCUGCAGCGAGCAGCUCGCCUGGGCUAUAAGGACGUUGUUCUCUACUGCCUCCAGAAGCACAGUGAGGACGUGAAUCACCGUGACAAUGCGGGCUACACAGCCCUGCACGAGGCCUGUUCCCGGGGCUGGACUGAUAUCCUGAACAUCCUGUUGCAACAUGGGGCUAAUGUGAACUGCAGCUCGCAGGACGGCACAAGGCCAGUUCAUGAUGCUGUGGUCAAUGACAACCUGGAGACCAUCUGGCUCUUGCUAUCCUAUGGAGCUGAUCCCACACUGGCUACCUACUCGGGUCAGACAGCCAUGAAGCUGGCCAGCAGUGAUAACAUGAAGCGCUUUCUCAGUGAUCACCUCUCGGAUCUUCAGGGCAGGGCAGAGGGCGAUCCUCGAGCAUCCUGGGAUUUUUACAGCAGUUCUGUGUUGGAGAAAAAGGACGGGUUUGCCUGUGACCUCCUCCAUAAUCCUCCUGGGAGUGCCGAGCAAGGAGACGAUUCAGAACAGGAUGACUUCAUGUUUGAACUCUCAGACAAGCCUCUUCUCCCUUGUUACAACCUCCAAGUGUCAGUGUCCCGUGGACCCUGCAACUGGUUCCUCUUCACCGAUGUCCUGAAGAGGCUGAAGCUUUCCUCAAGAAUCUUUCAGGCCCGGUUCCCGCACCUUGAAAUCACCACCCUGCCCAAGGCCGAGUUCUACCGGCAGGUGGCCUCAAGUCAGCUGCUGACCCCUGCUGAGAGGCCUGGGAGCUUGGAGGACAGAUCUCCCCCAGGUUCUUCUGAGACUGUGGAGCUGGUGCAGUAUGAGCCAGAGCUGCUGCGGCUCCUAGGGUCUGAGGUGGAAUAUCAGUCUUGGAGCAGUUGACGGAAACAGCCCCUCCCCCGUUCUUCUUUCUUCUCCUCCGAGUUCACCCUUCCCCCACCGCCUAUGUCUCCCCCACCAAGCACCAGACUGCAGAAUGAGGCAAUAAUACGGACCAACAAGAAGCCGCCUUAUCAAUGCCAGCAUUAGUGACUGGAUUUUUGUUUCGUUUUGUUUUUUGGGUUACAGUUAGUUCUCAUCUCCCUGUUGUUGUGGUUGGUGAUGGGGGUGGAAAGUUGAACUCCACUUCUGAAGACAAGAGGUCUGGAGAUGGUGGAAGGUGGCACCAGGGUCCCUUGGACUGGCUUCUAUGCUUAUGACCAAGACCAAACAUGGACCUGGGUGGCUGUGGCCUGUCCUAAGGAGAAAUGAGAAGAGCCCAAAUCUCUCGAGUGCCCCUCCCUAUCUCCCUGUUCUCUUCUGUCUUCCAUAGUAUUUAUUUUAUUAGUAUUUAAUUUGUAUUGUUUCAUUGGUUUCUGAUAAGUCUGUAUCACUGUGACGAUUUGAGACAACUUGUUGUAUUGAGGGACUUUCUUUACCUCCUUUCCUUUUUCUUUCUGGAUAAGCUUUGGGGAUGCUCCCUCCCUCUAAGAAAAUUAUUCCCAGGUAGUCUUUCCCCAGUUGGGGAGGGAGCAGGGUGAGGAAGGCUAGGGGGACAUCAUCAUAUGACUAAACAUCCUGGCUGCUGCUGGCCCAGAGCUGGGGGGCUGGGGGCAAAUCCCUGGCCUUUGGUGCUCCCCCACCCCCUGCCAGUUUUGCCCUACCCUGCCCUUUGUAGCAGCUCUGCCAUCUUGAGAUUAGUGUGUACUGAGGAGAGGGUUCCUGAGUUACUCUAAUAAAGGCAGGUUGAGAAUGGGCCCCAGGGGUGAGGGUGCUUCCCUCACACUGCUCUGCUCAGAGUGCACAGGGUGAAGUUAUCCUGGCAUCUUUUGCCCUGUACCCAUCCCCUCCUUGCCUCACCCUACCUACCCUGGGCUCCCUCCCCAUCUUGAGAUACUGAGCCUUUUCACCUCCCAGCCUUUGCCCUGCCAUCCCUACCACAGAAGUCCGGCCCCCUUUCCCCGGCUCUCCGACUCUCCUCCUUUGGAGUCCGCAAAGGGCCCUGGGACUGACUAGGCAAGGGCAGAGGCUAGUCUCUAGUCCGGCUCCACACCCACUUGGGGACUUGGAGCUGAGUGAGUGGCUCAUGGGCCUCAGAAGCCUAAGUGUUAGAUCUGUUAUAGGAGAGUGGGGGGAGGAGGAGCUUGGGUUGUUUCCAUGGCCCCACCCCUCCAUACCAUCGUCUUUCCCACUCUUCUUAUUUUUCUACCGAUUGCUAUUUUUCCGAACAAUCCUUGUAGAGAGUAUGUACCAUCGAAAGGCAGGAGGGCCUUGCUGUGGUUGGCUCUGGAUGGAGAUGGUACAGUUUUAUUGUACAGGUGCUAAACAACAACAAAAGAAGAAAAUGGAAAAAAAAGACAAAAAAGAAAAAAAAAAGCCAGUUUGGGGAUGGGACAAUCUGUUCUCUGGAGGCUCCUGACCCAUUUAGGAGCAUUGUUUCUUUUAACUGUGUGUGAUUUUGUUCCCAUGGGGAUUUUCUGGGCCCCCUUCUGUAGGACAGCUCCACCAUCCUGCCCAAUUGGUUUUGAACAAUUGUUUUCCCUUUUUAACAACAACAAAGUUUUAUAUAUAUAUAUAUAUGUGUGUGUGUGUGUGUGUGUAUAUAUAUAUAUACGUACACACACACACACACAUAUAUAUAUAUAUAAAGUUGAGGGGGUUUGGACUUCAAGUUUCUUUGUUGUGUUGGGAUUUACGAUACUGUGUGGUUUAUUUUGUUUUCUGUUGGCCUUUACUUUGUUUUGCAUUUGGGUGUGUACUCUGGCUGCCCUUUAUGUUUCGUUUUCAGCCACUGGCUGAGGAGUCAAAAACACUUGCAUACUGAAAAACCUGUGUCAGGGCCUUUGUCUCCUGUCUUCACACUCCUCCUCUUGGUGGUUUUUGGGGAGAUACGUGGUCCCUACGGAUACAGUGGGUGAAGGCAAGGCAAGACAGAGCGUUGGGUCAUUAGGUCGGGGUGGGAAUCUGGAAAGGAAGGAUGGGCAUGUCCCAGGGCCCCUGCCCACCUGAGUGUAAAAUGGUCAACUUGGGGUUGCCUUCACCUGAUGAUGUGGGAAGAGCAUUCCUUGUUUGCAACUGGAGUAACAGGAAUAGGGGAGAGGCCCCCUAUGGGUGCUGGGUGGUGGUGCGGUCCUCCCUAAUCCAGUCGGAAAUUAUCUGCCCGCUGAUUCCUCUUCAUGCUGGGACUAUCCACCUGGCUACACUGUAAUUCCCCAGCCUGCCCUUACCCUUGCUAGCCUUCACUGCUGUACCAGUGCCUUACCUGCCCACAUGAGCAGUGCUGGCUCUCCAUGAUUCUAGUUUCCAAUGACCUAGCUAUAAAUGCAAGACACCUGUCCCUGGUUUUACAAUUACUCCCACUUUUCGAUAAACAGAAGUUAAAACUGUCUGCAGGCCCCAGAAUGUGUCUUUGAGUGAGAGAUUUUCUGAAGGUCUGGAUCCUACAAACUUUUAAGCUCUGUGUCUUUGGGGCCUCUCACUGUAGCUUGAGUGGGCAGGCCAUAGGAAUGAUGUGUCUGGCUUCUUGGAGUCCAGUCAUUGUCCAGGAGUAAACUUAAGUGCUCUCCUUACCCACACCUCAGAAACUUGCUUCUGCUUGAGUCUGCCCACAUACAGGAGCACAACACUAAUCUGCCUCACUGCUGUUCCCCUCCCCACUUUCUGAUCACAGGUCAUCCCAAACACCCCAUAGUGUUUCCAAUUUCAGGUCCAUCCUCUAUUUGAAACUUGCAAUAAAAAGGCAAGCAUACAUGGUGGCACAUGCCCAUAAUCCCAGCUUGAGGGAGUGGGGCAUUGAGGCAGAUGGAUUGCUGUGAAUUCUAGGUCAAGCCAGGGAGAUAUGGCAAGACCCUGUCCCAAAACAACAAGCAAGGUGUGGUAAUGCAUGCCUGUAAUCCCACUUCUCUGAAAGACAGAGGCAGGAGGAUUUGAGGUCAGCUUGGGCUACACAGAUGAGACCUUGUCUCAACAAAAAGGAACUUGCAGUUCAGAAGUCAGGCAUGUCAGGAGGUUACAGAAGCCAUGUAUGUUGUGGUUUGACAGUAUUCAGAUAGGCCCAAAAUGCUGUGGGAGCUCAAAGGGCUGGACAAGGGCACCUGGAUGAUUGGAACACAUGGCCUGGGAGAGAUGACGAGUGGUGUAUACUUAGUAUAAAUAGUUGUCAGGGGGUGAUGUUUGGAUUGAGGGCACAAUCUGAGCAAAGGCUUGGAGAGGAGAAUUUUUAAAAGAGUCAACAGCAGUUUCAUAUUUUCAUGCUUAGGGGUUUUUUUUACCCACACAUUAACUGGAGACCAUUGUCAGGUUAUGAGAAUCAAGGCUGGAAGCAUGGACUGAUACUAAAGCUAGUGGCCUCUUAAAUCUGGGGUUAGACAGUUGUGAGCUGCCAUGUGGGUACUGGGAAUUAAACCGGUGUCCUCUGGAAGAGCAGCCAGUGCUCUUAACUGUUGGGCCAUCUCUCCAGCCCCAGCUGGUGGCCUCUUAAUUAAAAGUUCUUUGAGUGCUUUCCUGUGUGGAAUAGGGAAGAGCUAAUACCGCUCACUACUGUGCACCUUGCUUGAGAGCCUAAUCUUUCCAGUGGGCGCUCAGUUUACCAAACUCUGGAUAGAUGAGACUUUAUAAAGAACAAAAUAAGAGUUUUGCUGAAGUCAGUUCCCCCUGUGCCAAUGUCAGUUAGUAUUGAUCUUGCCAGGAUGGUCCUCUUCUGGUGUUGAAAGCAUCCCUAUCAGCUUCUGGAUUUUCAUGCCUGGUCCCUAGAUGAUAGAGGUGAUGGAGAGAGGUGAACUGGGCAGUACGUUGCCGCUUUCAUAAUCUGGUCUAAUAAGGAAGUCUGUUAGGCAUUUUAUUGUGUCGGGUCUUGACGUGUUUUCAAAGAGUCAGGUAUGCCCAAGGCAUCCUGGACCACUAUAAGGGAGUCACCAAAUGUUCAGGCAUGCUGGAUUCAGGAGGGCAGGCCUGGUUCUAUGUUUCCCCCUUAGAGGGAUAGUUUCCACUAUUAGGGGGGCCCCCGACCACUGGAUACAUGAUCCUCCCAGGCUCAGGGCCCCUCCUCCCGGAGCUUGGGUUCAAGCUGCAGACACAUGCCUCGAUCAUUCUCCCAUUUCAAGAGAGAAAGUGGUGGUUCAUGAAAGUGUCGCUAGACAGGCCAAGGAGAGAGGAGCAUUAGAUCUAGGGCCUGUCGAGGGAUUGGUGAUGGCCCGGAGCUUGCUUUUGCUGUUCUAGGGAGAGUGCAGGGAGCCAAGGAGGCCAGCAGACUCUUGCUCACCUGCGAGAACGUGAGGCUGGGGGCGGGGCCAGGGAGCGGUUGGCCAAUGAGGAGGAGACAUUUCGUGGACAGCUGAACUCUCCUGGGAAGGAAAGAGGACCGAGGGUAAAGUUCGAAGCUCCAGAGCUAGGGUGGUUGUCGGCGGGAACCAAAACCUCCCAGGGAGUCAGAGAAACAUGGUCAAGGGACAGGAAGACGCCCGCUUAGCCCGAUCCUCUGGGAGCGGUGGGCCACGCCCUGGCCGCCCCUCCCUCCCCGGGCUCCGCCUGGCUGGCCCACCACCGCCGGCUCCACAGCGCCACCUGCUGGAUAUUGGCUUCUAUAUCCGGCGCACGAGGCACAGGCGAGAGGAGGCAGCUGAGGCUGGGAGCCCAAAGUUGGCUCACCCUGGGACCAGAGACUCCAAAGCCCUAGGCAACUGCCUUUCCGAGUACAGUCAGCAAGCUUGUGACCAUCAGAAAAACUUGUUUGUCCCCGCCCGAGGAGGGGGUGGGGGAGUGACAUUUCUACCUCAGUUCCACCCAGGGAUGAGGAAAUAGUGCUGAUGCAGUCGCUGGAAGGGAGACAGUGGCAGUUGUUUGGGAGUCACCUGUCAGCAAAGCAUAUUCGAAAGCAACUCUGAGCUCCUGGUGAACCCAACGGUAAAUAAACAUGUGGGUAAAGGGAGUAGCUGCCUGAAAUGUUGUGUGAUGGGUCAAAAUCCUGUAGUAGGGGCCGCGGAUGUAGCUCAGUUGGUAGAGUGUUUGUCCAGCAUACAGGAAGCUCUGGGUUCCAUCUUCAGCACCAAAUAAACGGUUUUGGCAACGAAUGUAUGUAAUCUCAGAACGGGGUCACAUAGUCAGGGUGGGCUCCAUGAGACCCCCCCCCCUUCCCCCAAUGACAUCAAAACAAAACAUUGUGGUAGGAUUGGCCUACCUGUCCUCUUCCUGCUGUCAUGCAGAAGGUUGCACAAUUGGAAUCUGGACUCAUUCAUCUUUUCAAUAAACAUUUAUUGAGCA